AUGUCUCGGGACAGAUUUAACAUUAACGUUAGAGGAAAUAACCGUGGAGCUGGAUUUCAACGCCGUGGAGCUGGGCCUGGUGGUCCGAUGCGAGGUGGAAUGGGAAACCUGAAUAAUUUCAGACAAAACCAACACCCCUUUCAAAGAGGGCCUCAUCCCGGUAACUUUGGAAAACCACCCAACCAGAUACGUCAGAUAACUCCUCAGAAGCCACUGCCACCUACUAUUUCCCAGCCAGGCGCUCAACCGAUUCGGCCACCACCUACACCUGGCCCUGCGCUAACCAUGAAGGGCCCGGUACAGCAGGCCGCGGCUCCGGCGCCCGUAUCAACACCUCCGGUGGCCGCAGCAGCACCUCCAGUGACCGCAGCAGCAUCUCCGGCAACCGCAGCAGCACCUCCAGCGGCGGCAGUUACUGCUCCGGCGGCUCAACCAAAAAUGCAGUCCCCACCUCCGAAGCCUGUUCCUCCGAAACCCGCACUCUCAUCUCCCCCACCAAACCAAAUGAAGAAACCAGCACUCUCAUCUCCCCCACCAAACCAAAUGAAUAGGAACCAGCAAAGACCAGGACCCGGCAACGCCAAUGGAAAUGGGCAUAAAUCUGCACCCGCUAACAAAAAACCUGAACCUCAAACUCAGAAUACUUCAAUGGAGGCGGAGGAAGCCCAGCACCCCAAGGUUAGUGACUAACGACGUCGACGCGUUACCCAGUCACGCUAACUAACAUUCCGUAAUUAGCAUGUUAACUAGCUACUUAGCUAGAAUAAACUGUCUCUUUAAUUUACGUCAGAUAUGCAACUGUGUUAUGUGAAAUAAGUGGGCCCAUUGAGCUACACGUAACACGUUGCGGAGUUAGCCCCCUAACGUUAGCUAAUUCAGCUAGGUGGCUACAUGGGAGAUACGUCGGCCAUUUUGUGUGAGAGUCUAGCGACGACAGUGUAUAUUUUUUUAAACCACGGGUACAUUUCGACAAUGUUACUGAAAGCUGAUUGCUAGAUAUGCAUCCACACGACGCCGUUACAAGCGCAUGGAAGAAAGUCACUGAGAAGACGUAAACUAAAAACUGUUUUUUUCCCUCAACUGUACGGGGGGGGGGGUAAAUCGGUUGAGUAACAUGCAACCGGUUGAAACACAUACCGUAGGUAGCUAGUAGGACUCACUGUGGAUCCUUUCUUUGUCCCCAUGAUAAUUUCAUACAAACCAAAUAGCUAAUCUUAUCCCAACUACUUUUACAUUUUGGUUAUGCUUACUGUAUUUGUAAUUAACGUUAAUCGUAGUCAUGUUCUAUGAACACAAUAUCAUGGACAUUUUAGUAUUGGAAUUUGAACUGAACGUUGUCUCGGUCUGUAGGAGUUGAGAGCGACAUUGUCAUCGCUGCGCAGACCUGGCGAGAAGACAUACACUCAACGAUGCCGCCUUUUCAUUGGAAACCUUCCAAAUGAUAUCUCAGAUGACACAUUCAAGAAGCUGUUUGCGAAGUAUGGCGAGCCCAGUGAGAUUUUCAUCAACAAAAACAAAGGCUUUGGCUUCAUACGCCUGGUAAGUGCACCACACUGUAGUUACCAUAAACAUUGUCCUUUUGGUAAUUGGCUCUACCAUAAACAUUGUAAUUUUUGUGUUUAGUGCCCUGUCUAGUUAAAAUGUAAAAGCCUAAUUUCUACCAUUCCAGGAAUCCCGUGCAUUGGCUGAGAUAGCUAAAGCUGAACUGGAUGAUGUGCCCAUGAAAGGCAGACCGCUUCGGGUGCGCUUCGCAACUCACUCUGCUGCACUGUCUGUGAAGAACUUGUCACCUUUUGUUUCCAAUGAGCUACUGGAGGAGGCCUUCUCCCAGUUUGGAGUGGUAGAAAGGGCUGUGGUAAUUGUAGAUGAUCGUGGGCGCUCCACUGGCAAGGGCAUUGUUGAAUUUGCCUCUAAGCCUGCUGCACGAAAGGCCCUGGAUCGUUGCAACGAUGGAGUCUUCUUGCUCACCACGUAAGUUAUAUACAUUUAUUUGGCAACAUUCAGUAGAACAUGAAAUGCACAUGAAGGUUUCUCCAAAUGGCUCAUGCUGUUACGCUGUAAUUAAUUGAUACUCUUAAUGUCUUAGGUCACCUCGUCCAAUCGUCGUUGAGCCCCUUGAACAAUAUGAUGAUGAGGAUGGUCUACCAGAGAAACUGGCACAGAAGAACCACAACUAUCAUAAGUAACCCUCACUUCAUAUAACUAAAUAGCUUUAAUUCAAUAGCGUAUGGCUUUUUGGGCUUGAUUGGUGUGCAUAUUUUGUUUUCUUAUUACCACACCCACAGCACUCCUUUGUGAUGUUAUGCUCAUUUUGAAUUGAGAUGGGAAGUGCAAAUAUAGCUAUUGUAGCCAGGUGCCACCCAGUGUGCCAUGCAAAUUGAACUGCUAACCCUAUCAUUCCCGAGAUCCCAGCAAUCUGCUUUUCAUUUAUGUCCAGCUUUUAUAUUUAGCCUCACAAUUAAGUGUUUUACCAUUUUCUUUUCAGGACCACCAGGGCUACAAGUAGAAAACAACAAAACAUUAAACAGUUGCAUUCAUGAGUUUUAUUGACAUAAUAAAUUGGCGCCUCCAAAGCAAAAACCAGAUGCACGUGAAUUUAUACAUCGACUGUGAGCUUAUUACAGUAUUAUAGACACCAUGUCCUUGGAUUUCCAAUGAUCUAUGUGGAAGAACCCCUUACCUUCUAACAACUCUUGUGUAGCUUGUGAGUGUCAGAGAGCAAAACAUGUUACGUGUUCUUGAGUCUCAGCUUUUAAAAGUUUGUAUUAAAGACCCGGGGCCCUUCGGGAUCUGUCCGUGUCUCACCAACACCACUCUAGCUCAGCCCCCGUUAAUCACACAUACGAAUGGUUGGUAUCUACGGAUGCAGAAUAAAUAGUUGAAUCUAAUGCCACAACCCAGAAGUCUAGCUCAAACAGUGUUUGAAAAGGGUUAAAGUCCAAAAUGGGGGUGUGUUACGGUGGGCCUCAUUGGGCAAAAGUUUUUACCAGGGGUUGGGUUAGCAGAUGCCACAGCUGUUAAAAACCCAUUCCAGUUGAUUUUCCAAUAAAAGGAUUACCCAUCUUGAGUACCCCUCUUUGUUGUAUGUCUUGGUUACAACUUUCUAUUUUAACCAAACUUAUGUUGCUGCAGGGAGCGGGAGGAGCCACCCAGGUUUGCCCGUCCUGGCACGUUUGAGUUUGAAUACUCUAAGCGCUGGAAGUCCCUGGACGACAUGGAGAAGCAGCAGCGCCAGCAGGUGGAGAAGAACAUCCGCGAAGCCCGUGAGAAACUGGAGGGAGAGAUGGACGACGCGUUCCAUGUGCACCAGGCCAACAUGAUCCGCCAAGGCAAGUUUAGCUGGAAAGAGGCGACCACUUUUCAAAAAAGAAAAGUAGUUAGAUGUAGCAGUGUCUUACAUGUAUGUUCUUGCACUCUGUUUAGAUCUGCUGAGGCGGGAGGAGGAACUACGACGCAUGGAAGAGAUGCACAGUGCAGAGAUGCAGAAGAGGAAAGAGAUGCAGCUCAGGUAUUAAAACUUGUUUGAGUAACUGUUUGUUCCACACACUUCAUUUAUUCAUUGGAAUGUUACUGAAACGUGACAGUGUGCAUAACAGGCAGGAGGAGGAGCGUCGCAUACGCGAGGAGGAGAUGCUCCGCCAGAGGGAGAUUGAGGAGCAAAUGCGCCGCAAGCGUGAGGAGGCCUACAGAAGUGGCAACUUCAUGGACAAUGUAAGUUGAGCAGAGUACCAUACAACCAUUCAGACCUUGACAUUUGCGUUUGAGAUACGAGUCUUACUAUUUUGAUUUCAGAGGGAUAUGAGAAUGACUCAGGGUGGCGCCAUGGGCAUGGCUGGUGAGUAGUAUAUCUUAUAACAAUUUGUUUUCAUGAAUUGUAAUUUUUUGUGUGCUGUGUUCUUGCUACCCAUAUCUUAAUUUUCAGCUGGACCCAGAAAUGUGUUUUGAAACAACAAUAUGAAGUUUGAGACUGCACUUUAUGAAAGCAUAUGACAACAUUGCCCCCUAGGGCUGCCCUGACUCUCAUUUUAAUGUAUGACGUGUAGUCCUGUUGUCCCUACUAGACAAUCAAUUUGGCUCACCCAACCAGAAGUUCCCCAUGGGUCACCAAGGCAUGGGGGGACCCAACGCUGGGGGAGCCAUGAUGCCCAACGAAAUGGUAAUGUAUUCCAAAUGGAUUCCAACACUAAUAGGGCCCAUUUGGGUGUGGGUUUCUCAACUGGUUGCUGUAGUUGUCAUCGGGGAGAGAAGUGGAUGGUUUUGCUCCGGUCGGCCCAGUUUGGAAGCGUAUGGCAGAAAAAUGAAAGCUUGUGUGAUUCUUCUGAGGCGUCUGUGCCAUGUCGAGAUUGAGACAGUUUUCUGCAACAGCAUGUCCCCUCAGUUCCUCUACUAUUACAGCCUGUAUUUCAGCUGAAAAUAAUCAGCCUGUACUAAACCCGGUGACUUGCUUUCCAGUGCUUUUUCAAAGCUCCUACUUUGUGUAAUGGACCUAUUGCAAGCCCUGUCUUGUGUGAGCCAGACAGGCACAUUUUCUUGGCAAGUGGAAAGAUGUCACCCGGCAGCAUUUUUUUGUGGCUAUUUGUAGAAAACAUUUUUAGUUGAAGUACUUUCCCAUACUGUCAUUGAACUUCAUGCAAUCACAUGAAAUGGUACAGAUGGUGUCUCGGUGUAACCUGGAAAUAUUUUUAGGGGCCUCAUUUGUGAAAAGUGAAUUUCCUGCAACGUUCUCUUGUGUCAUGGAUUGACUCCCUAGUUGUUGUAACAUUUCCCCAGCCACCACCUUGUCCAAGCAAUUAAAAUUAGGGGUUUUAGUACAGGUUGCUUUAUGAAGCAAAUGUGUCUCUUGACAUACCAUUAAGCUAAUGAGUAAGCUCCUAAGUGCAACUUGCAUAACACAAUAUGAAGAACUGAGGGUGACAGGCAUUGCGUUGACUGCUUGGAUACCUGUGCUAUUUGUACCCUGUGGGUGAAAUCCUCUAAUUUCAUUAAGGCCCAGAAUGUGAUGAAGGCCUCCGCAUUAGGCCUAUGGCAAGCAGGUGUGUUAAUGCCCUUUUGUAUUAUAGGCUAAAUGCAAUUAAUAAGUUCACCAGUUAGAUAUCUGGUAACUUCCUUAUAAAUGGUCUGACGCAAAGCUGUUUUAAGUCCAUUUAAAAAUAGAUACAACUUGUGAUUUGUAUGAGUUGUUUUUAUACUGUCAAGGAUCUAUCAAUUCAUGUAAUGGAACACAGCCGCUUUGACGUAAGGGUGGCAAACAAUCUGACAGGAAAAACAGCACAACAGGUCGGCUGCUUUUGCAAUGGUGAGCAGUUGUUGCUUUUCGAUACUGGAUUGUGCAGUCCGACAACGUAUCUGUCGUGUGUCUUGCUGAUAGCUCCACAUGUCAGUUUUUCUGUUCUUCAGUGCAAGCAAUGCAAAUGAACCAACAUUUUAGUGCAGUGAUUGCAGAGAUUCUCUCUUACUCUGAAGGGAAGAUGGCUAGUAGAUAUGUUACUGGCUAGAUUGUCUGGUCUUGCCGCUACACACAUGGAAGCAAUGACAAAUCAGGAUGCCAUUUAGUCAAGUUGACAGAACUACCAUUAAUUGGCCAAGCAUUUAUUAGUUCGCACAAAAUGGCUGAUAUGGCUAAGGCUACCUUACCCAAGCCUGCAACUUUUAGGAAAAUUGUGUCCAAAUAGAAUCAACAAUUAAUACAUACAUUUUUUUUUUACACCAUGGGUCUAGAUCAACACACUUGUAGGUGAUCAUUCAUUUUUAGAGUUUAUGCAUUUUAGUGUAAAACAUGGCUUAAAUCAAACAGAAGUGUUCUGAAUACGACUGGGGAAAACGGUCUACAAAUUUGUAGAACACCUUAAAGGACAUUAUUCCUAUAUCUGAAGUAAAUCUCUAUUUUUGAUGUAAAACUGAAAUGUUCUAGAAGGGUCCAUACACUUUGUGAUUUGGCUUGUUUUUGAGAAACUUAGCCCAGCUGCGAUACACUUCCUCAUUGCUCCUUGUGCAGGAUCAGGGCACGCAAACGACAUGAACAAAAGCACCCAAAUACAUCCAUUUAGUAUAGUAAUGUAUGUCUUUAGAUGUUGUACACAUGAAAUUGUCAUUUCAAACUUUUUUCGCAACGUUGUAAUCCAUUUUGGUCAAGUUGCGCUGUUUACCCCACGCAGCUUUGCAGGCCGAGCGUGUCCCUAUAGUACAUGGACAUCGACUGCGCAAAACAGCUGCUAGAAGAAACUGUUUGAGUCGAAGUAAAUGGAACAUAACGUUGUGGAUAAAGUUCGGAAUGACACAAUGUAAUGUGUACAACAUCACUAUACUGACAGCGUGUCUAAAAGGACGUGUUUUUUUUGUUACGUUUUGUUCGUGUCUUUUGCGUGCUCUGAUACUGCGCAAUGAGGAAGUGAAUUGCACCUGGGGUAAGUUUCUCAAUCAAGCCAAGACACCAAAAAAAGUGUAAGGACCCUUCUAUAACAUUCCAUUUGCAUAAAGAAAUUGAGAUUUACUUCAGAAAAAUAAAUUUGCCUUCUAAAAACAUAUUGUAUUUUGCCACAAGAAGUGAACAGGAGCAGGGUGGCAAUUUGUGUGUAUGCAAAAUGAAACAUGGUAUUUUUCGUCCAGGAACACCCGCUGUGAAACUUCAGUUUUGAGUCUUUUAACCAGUAUGGACCACCUCUUUCGCCCAACUACUGGCAUAUUUCCAAAUAUGUGAUGCGUAGUAAAUUGUAGAAGGUUUGGUUGGUGAAAUAAAGUCUAGACCCUGCAAAUGACAUGGCAGGAUUAGGCCAAUUAACAUCUACUUGAAUUAGGCCUAGCCUAUUGGCGAGCCUGUAGACCUUGUAGUUUGUAAUGUGAAAUUCACCCCCCGUCCAGCGUAUUACUAAGGUCAUGAAAGCUUCAAGUGUAACAACUGGGCAAGACUUCAUGUAGGCUCAUUGAUUUAAAAUCAUAUUUUUCCCUUUUUUUUUUACUGCCAUUUGAAAGGUCAGCAAUACUGUAGUUGUGCAGUGAUAUCCUACUUGUGUGUUUAAGCAAUAAAGGCAACGCAAGCAACACAGAUUUACAGCUAUAUUGAAAAGUAUGCCUGAUAGUUCUACACAAAGCAUAACAAAAAAAAAAGUGGAAUUGUAGCGCUGAAGUGCAUUUAUCAAUUGGCCAGUCUGGCCUACCUAUAGGUUUUGGCAUUAAACGUUAACAUUUGGCCAUAGCAAACCGGCAGUCUUCCCCAAAAUUCUCCACAUGAUGCCAGUAGUGAGUGAUGUAGCCCAGCCUUUGGCAUGCACAGCAGACUAUGGUAGGACCUAACUAACGAAAACAUUACCCUUUCUUCCUUCUCCGUAUGUUACCUGUGGCACCUGUGGAUCUGCGUAUUGGAACUAUUUCAACGAACGUUUCCCUUGGACGUGUCUCCUGCUGUUUAUUUUGUCAAAUGGCUCUCAAACAAAACCAAUUCUCUCUACCCCCUCCCCUGAAUAUGGACUUGAACUGUGUGCCAUCGCACUGCCCUCCCCUCACCCCCUACAAUCCUUGGUAUGGUCGUUAAUCCCAAUAGCGAAAUGAGCGAAACUUCCCUCAGGGAGGCCGGGGGGGAAUGGGUCCCAACAACCCAGGGUUUGGCAGGGUCCGUGAGGAGUUUGAUGGGCCUGCCAAGAAGCCCCGCUUUUAAAUCUGUUCAGUGUCAUUCAUAGCAGCGUUUUUGUGUAGAUUCUCUGAACAUCUUCACAUUAUUGAGUCAAUUGUUGUAUUUAAGUUGAAAGUGUUCUUGCAUUUUAGCCUGAAGACUCAUUCAUUUUUAUGGCAAGUUAGGUUUUUUCUUUUUUUGAUUUUGUAUUUGGAGUAGUGUGAAAUUUAAUAAAUUGGUCACCCUCAGUGAUCACAUAGUGCUAUCCCACCUAUGUAUAACUUUCUUUCCAGUUGUAUCAUGCUCUGUGACUCGUGUCGUAAAUGGUGAUAAAUGUCAAAUUUUCUCACCUUUCAAUGGCUGUGUUUUUUGCCAUUUAAGAUUUGAAGUAAAAACAUGUAACUUUACAAUAAAGACUUCAAUUGGUUCUCUCCAAACCCUCUUAAAGUUUAUUUUAGCCCAAUUUCAAGUUAUCCUAAAUAAGCCCAGCAAGGGUUUACAAGACUUUUGCUCUAGCAGCCAUCUAUUAAGUGGAUCAAUUACUGACAUAUAUAUUGUCUAGUAUAACCUGGAUUUAUUAUGUUGGAUGCCGGGGUUGACUUUGUUAACUAACACAAUGUUCCCAUGUGAACGAAAUAGAAGAAAUGUGUAUACUGAGACAGUAUUGAUAAAGCAGAGAAAGCACAUUUAGUCCUAGUAGAAAUUGUCUUUAUGGAGCCCAAUUUUGACAACGGAAAUAAGCAGUCCUGGUGUCAAACGUGACUAAUGCUUCUAGUAGUGUUUUGUUUAUAAAAAAUAAACAAAAUCUGGAUUUUGUAAUGUCCUUGGAAAGUCGCAGUUAAAAUGACAGUUUUGGUGCAGUUUUGCAACUUUCAUUAACAAAGGUAUGACUUUGUGUAGCCCUAAUUGAAGUGAUAUGGUCUUUGACAACUGCUGUUUUUUUUGCGUUGACAAAAAAGGAGUAUGUUGGACUCGUCUAUUGUUCCCAAGCCGGCUACGUAUUGAACAGAGGUCAAUGGUCCACCUUGACCACAGUUAACGUUUCAAAGCAGCACUUCAUCAGUGUCUCUUGACAUUGCAUUAUGUCAUCUGUUUAAUUGGAAUGUAUGUAUCAUACAAGCGAAUGUAUGAAAAGGAUCUACGAAUGUUACCCUAAAUAAUACCUGUCCCAGC
Molecule: messenger RNA, 8779 nt
Organism: Coregonus sp. 'balchen'
Lineage: Eukaryota; Metazoa; Chordata; Actinopteri; Salmoniformes; Salmonidae
Source: the annotation of a GenBank genome assembly